Salvia miltiorrhiza (redroot sage) is the source of this 764-nucleotide messenger RNA. RefSeq lists its product as uncharacterized. Lineage: Eukaryota; Viridiplantae; Streptophyta; Magnoliopsida; Lamiales; Lamiaceae. Gene Ontology annotation, molecular function: RNA binding. The transcript is spliced from 2 exons. The record is from RefSeq and is a predicted model, not a curated record. The coding region runs from base 141 to 653 and encodes 170 amino acids.
UGAAGGUGUUUUCCAAUAUUUCCCAAAAACUAAUGGGUGAAUGUGAAAUUUAGCCGAAAACCUAUAUAACGGCAGUCAGCAACCGCCAUUGAUGAACUAAUUAACACUAAUCCGAUUCGCGGAGAAAGGAAGAAAUCGCCAUGAACGAAGGAGUGCAGAAGAAUACGCUCUACGUCGGCGGUCUGGCCGAGGAAGUGAACGAGCAAAUACUCCACGCCGCCUUCAUCCCAUUCGGAGACAUUAAGGAUGUGAAGACGCCGUUGGACCAGGCCACGCAGAAGCACCGCUCCUUCGGCUUCGUCACUUUUCUAGAGAGAGAAGACGCCGCUUCCGCCAUGGACAACAUGGACGGCGCCGAACUCUACGGCCGCGUCCUCACCGUCAAUUAUGCGCUUCCCGAGAAAAUCAAGGGUGGAGAGCAGGGCUGGGCCGCCAAACCUAUUUGGGAGGAUGCUGACACCUGGUUCGAGAGGCAGCAACAAGAGCAGGAAAUGCUGCGGCUUCAAGCAGAGCAACGAGCAGCGAUGGAGGCAGCCGAAGAUUUGCACAGAAAGAAGAUGGCUGAGGAGCGAGAAGGCGAGAAAGAUGAUGCUGCUGAUGAUCCUAUGGCAAAGGCUGAAGCUGAGGUUUUGAAGCAGAAUGCUGGAGCCUAGGAGAAUCAUCACUAUAAUCAUUUCUGGAAUCACUUUAAUUUGGUGCUAUCCUUUGUUCUUUUUCAUGUUUUGGAAUCACCAGAAAAUGAAACAUCAUCUUGCAGCUGCUCA